Aphis gossypii (cotton aphid) is the source of this 1943-nucleotide messenger RNA. RefSeq names its product L-2-hydroxyglutarate dehydrogenase, mitochondrial (gene L2HGDH). NCBI's taxonomy places the organism in Eukaryota, Metazoa, Arthropoda, Insecta, Hemiptera, Aphididae. Gene Ontology annotation, molecular function: (S)-2-hydroxy-acid oxidase activity; (S)-2-hydroxyglutarate dehydrogenase activity. The coding region runs from base 346 to 1692 and encodes 448 amino acids. The record is from RefSeq and is a predicted model, not a curated record. The transcript has 7 exons.
GGUGGAUUGAAUAUACUUAAAUUCUGUAUUAUGAGAAUAAAACGAUGUAGAGAAUUAGAGAAUAUCUUCUUUACAUCGUGGAGAUAAACAAUAAGCCUCGCGGCCGACAAAUCAUAGUAUAAAUUAGAAUAUUUUUUUUUAUCCUUAUCAAUUACUAUUUAAUAUUAUUAUUGUUUGUUAUAAUUCAUGUAUAAUAUUAGAUAAUAAAAUAAUAUCAAUAUAAAAAUAUGUUUCGUAAUAUAUUUUAGUUAUAGGCUUAUAGCCGUAUUUGAAAUUAAUAUAUAUAUAGUGGUUGGCCAAGUUGGAACUUUACGACUUGGAAACACAUAGUUUACCUCAACUAAAAUGAAACCAGUCCAAAUAACUACAAUAAAAAUGAAAAAUUUUAAAUUAUUUUCAAAUUCAAAUAAACGUUUAUAUAGUAAAUGCAAGACAAACAGUUAUGAUGUACUUGUUGUGGGAGGAGGUAUUGUUGGAUUUGCUACUGCACGAGCAUUAUUAUCACGCAAUAAACAUUUACAUGUAGGUCUUGUAGAAAAAGAAAAUAGGCCUUCAGUUCAUCAAAGUGGACACAACAGCGGAGUUAUACAUGCAGGUAUUUAUUAUAAACCAGGCACAAUGAGAGCAAAAAUGUGCAUUGAAGGUCUAUAUAAAACUUAUGAAUACUGUGCUAAAAACAAUAUACCGCAUAAAAAAUGUGGAAAACUCAUUGUUGCCACUAACGAGUCUCAAAUAAAAAGUUUAAAUGACUUAUAUGAGCGAGGAUUAGAAAAUGGUACUCCUGACAUAAAAUUGAUAAACGGAAAUGAUAUUAAGACCAUUGAACCAUAUUGUAAUGGUGUACGGGCAAUUCAUUCACCACACACAGGAAUUGUGGAUUGGGCAGUAGUGACAAAACAUUAUGCAGCAGACUUUAUAAAUUUAGGAGGUCAAAUAACUUACAAUUUUAAAGUGAAAUCAUUUGAAGAAUGUAAACAUAACAGAGCAGUCAGAAUAAUUUCUGAAAAAAAUAAAGAAAUAUUAGCAGAUUAUAUCAUCACGUGUGGUGGACUACAAUCAGAUGAAUUAUCAUUGAUGACUGGAUGUCAACCUGAUCCAUACAUUUUACCAAUACGUGGAGAAUAUCUUUUACUUGGCAAAGAAAAAGCACACCUCGUUAAAGGCAAUAUUUAUCCAGUGCCUGAUCCUAGUUUACCAUUUCUUGGAGUACAUUUUACUCCAAGAAUGGAUGGCUCUGUUUUUUUGGGUCCAAAUGCAGUUCUGGCUCUAAAACAAGAAGGAUACAGUUGGGGCGAUGUAAGUUUUUCCAAUACAAUAAGGCUUUUAAAACUGGAUGGAGUACAAAAGCUAAUGGCUAAACAUAUGAAAUUUGGUAUUAAUGAAACAAUCAAGUCAUUAUUUCCUGCCAUGCAGCUAAAAGAAAUACAAAAUUACAUUCCAGAUAUCAAACAAAAUGAUAUUAAUAAAGGUCCCACGGGUGUUCGUGCUCAACCACUGUGGGCAGAUGGAACAAUGGCAGAGGAUUUGGUGCUCGACAUUGCAUCAAAUGAUCCUUCAGAUUUAGUGAAGCAUAGAAUAAUGCAUUGUCGAAGUGCUCCAUCACCUUCAGCUACAUCGUCAUUACCAAUUGGUGAAGUAAUUGUGGACAAAAUGUUUGCAAAAUACCCACGUUUAAGUCUUAUACCAAAUUAAGUUACCAAUCAAUAUCUAUAAUGUAUUUGAAACUUGUGUCGUAUUCAACAUAAUACAUUUGAGUGAUAAUAGUUUUAUUAUGAGAUCUUAAGUUAAAUAUAUAGAAGUGAGGUCUCAUUUAGUAAAGUUUUUAAAUAUCUACAUUUAUUUAAAUCUCUUAGAAUAAUCUAACCAAAUAGACUAAUUUUUAUAAAUAUUAAUUAUCAAAAUCAUAUUAUUACCAGAAUAAAUAUGAAAAUAAUAACAUUCAA